Trichechus manatus latirostris (Florida manatee) is the source of this 3810-nucleotide messenger RNA. RefSeq names its product toll interacting protein (gene TOLLIP). The record is from RefSeq and is a predicted model, not a curated record. Gene Ontology annotation, cellular component: cytoplasm. Lineage: Eukaryota; Metazoa; Chordata; Mammalia; Sirenia; Trichechidae. Gene Ontology annotation, molecular function: ubiquitin binding; ubiquitin conjugating enzyme binding. Gene Ontology annotation, biological process: ubiquitin-dependent protein catabolic process.
CAGACACACAGACAUAGAGCAUUCUGAACCCCAAAACCACCUGCAAACGUCCCACGGUUUUCUGAGCAUGUGAAGCCCUCCUAGGGGAAGCAGUGAGCUCUGGUUGUGUGUGAGCACCUGCUGAGGGAGAUGCGUGUGGGCACCAGGGAGGCCUAGAGCUUCUGGGUGCUCAGGGUGGGAACCUGGGGCUAUACUGACCCGUCGUAUUACAGGUAAUGAAACUGAGGUCCAGCAGGGUCCAGGGACCUGGUCAAGGUCCUGGGUGGGGGCCAAGCGUGAGCUGAGACUUGGGGUCUCUUGAUCCCUCUGUGGAUGGGCGGGUUCCCGGAAUGCUGAGAAAGCCGCUGUGUUGGGGCUUGCCGGCCUCGCUGCGCGCCCCACCCUCCUCUGUCUUCGUGCCGCAGGUGUACAUCGGCGAGCUCCCUCAGGAUUUCCUCCGCAUCACGCCCACACAGCAGCAGCAGCAGAUUCAGCUGGACGCCCAGGCCGCGCAGCAGCUGCAGUACGGCGGGGCCUUGGGCACCGUGGGCCGCCUCAGCAUCACCGUGGUGCAGGCCAAGUUGGCAAAGAAUUACGGAAUGACCCGCAUGGACCCCUACUGCCGGAUCCGCCUGGGCUAUGCUGUGUACGAGACCCCGACAGCGCACAACGGAGCCAAGAACCCGCGCUGGAAUAAGGUCAUCCAGUGCACAGUGCCCCCGGGCGUGGACUCGUUCUACCUCGAGAUCUUUGAUGAGCGAGCCUUCUCCAUGGACGACCGCAUCGCCUGGACCCAUGUCACCAUCCCCGAGUCCCUCAAGCAGGGCUGUGUGGAGGAUGAGUGGUACAGCCUCAGCGGGCGGCAGGGUGACGACAAGGAGGGCAUGAUCAACCUGGUCCUGUCGUACACGCCGCUGCCAGCCGCCAUGAUGAUGCCGCCACAGCCCGUGGUCCUGAUGCCCACCGUGUACCAGCAGGGUGUCGGCUACGUCCCCAUCACAGGGAUGCCCACUGUCUGCAGCCCCGGCAUGGUGCCUGUGGCCAUGCCCCCGCCUGCCGUGCCCGUCCAGCCCCGCUGGAACGAGGAAGAUCUGAAAGCCAUCCAGGACAUGUUCCCCAACAUGGACAAGGAGGUGAUCCGCUCUGUGCUAGAGGCCCAGCGGGGGAGUAAGGAUGCAGCUAUCAACUCCCUGCUGCAGAUGGGCGAGGAGUCCUAGGGCUGCUGCCCCCAACAGCCCCCUGUGGCCCCCUGCCACCCUGCGGCCCCCUGCUCUGCACUUGCCAACCCAGAGCCCCCGGAGACUGUCCCACAAGAUCAGUGAUGAUCACCGUGUGUACCCUUCCCGGGGUCCUUCUGCCGCCAGCCCUGGCCUGCCGAAUGCAUGUGGGGUCUCGGCCCCUGGCGGCCAAGCCCUGCCAUCAGUCCAGGGAGGCAGGGGUGGGCAGGCUUUUUCUCCUCUUCCGUCGCCGGGCAAGUAGAUGUGUAAUAUGGCAUUGUGCUGCGCACGGACUCAUGUUUCUGCUCCCCUCCUGGCACCCUGUGGCGGCUCCUGUCCCUGAGGGUACUGGGACAUGUGCGCAUCCUUCUGACUUGGUGAAUGGCAUUUAAGUGUCUGACUUAGUGGGACAGACCUAUUAAUUUGAGACACACAGAAUCCUUAGCAGCUGGCUUGAGGUCACUUGUAGAACUUUCAAACUGGAACCCACGUCCUUCCCUCGUUUUCCGUGUUCAUGGGUCUGGACUCUACCCUGUGUCUUCUUGUCCUUGCUGAGCUGAGCAGUCGCAGGCUUUGUGGCGAAGCCGCCAUGUUUCCUCGGCAAUAUCAGGCCCGUGCCUGGCAUCCUCUCCCUGUCUGGCCGAGUCCCAGUGCAGACCUCAGCGAGCACAAGUGGUUGCGCGUCUGAGCGUGCAAGCAGUGGGUGGGCAGAGUGCUGACUCGGCCCCUGCGAGUCAGCAUGUGUCAGAGGCAGCCUCGUGCACGGUGAGCUGCUGUGUGCUGCGGCGCUGUGCUUCCUUGACCCCUGAGCCGUUACCCCGGGGGCCUCCCUGCUAUCGGUAUUACCGGAAGGUCGGGUAGGGAGUAGUCGAGUGUCUAGCAUUUGUCUGUUCAAGGGUUUAGGCUCUGGUGGCCCACUACUGAUGUUCCCUGCGUGACCACUGUGCACCGCGCUGUAAACGCCGUCCGGGUGGCCGGGGCGGAGAUGUGGUGAAUAGUAACCUAAACACCCUACCAGGAGGCCAGAGGUGGCACGACCUCUCACCGCCUGGGGACUGCGUGUAGCUUUCUGGCUACAGGCAGCUGGUUUAGGGCCAGGUUGGGUUCACCUGCUGUGAAGAUCAGAGAGUGAGCAGCUUCUUGGAGCGAGGCGCUGUAGACACGGGCACACUGGAGACCAGGGCGUCUUCGCUGGCCUUCGGUGUGUUUGUUCUGCAUUAAAUCGCCACUGUCAUUCUCUUCCGAGUGCUCACACCCAGCGUUUCCCCAUGGGAUCUUCCCGUGUAGACGUACAGGGAGACCCCAGCAGCUCGGGCUUCUGUGAGUGAUUUAGAACGAGGGAGCUAGUGCCUAAAUUUCCAUCUUUUUUCCCCUCUAAAAAUAUCGGGUAAGUUUUCAUGUCAGCCAGAAGAUGCUGCUCUCUGCCACGUUUUGGGUGUGUUUUUGGUCAGCUGUAUGUUCAUAUUGAUUUUUGUAAGCCUGAAGAAUUAUGUGGCGGCUGUAGGGUGGAACGGUGGCACCAUCUUAAUGUCGCACCGAGUGCUUUUCUGGAGCGGUGGCUUUUAGAGGUUUGCCGACACGGUGGCGAGGACGAUGGGUGAUGCCUGCUAAGCAGUCAGGCUGCUGACUCUGGACAGAGUGAAGUGCCUCUCAUCCCCUGCUGGCAUUCUCCAGGCUGUUGUCUGGUGGCGUGCCUGUAUAGCCCUGAAGGUGAGCCUGCUAACGUGGUAACAUGGGACUGUUUGCUUGGUGACGGCAAAGCGGGAGCUCGUGGCGCUGAGGCCCCGUGUGGUGGCAUUGGUUCCUAGAGUGUCCGGUGCAGCCUGGUUUCUGCCUCAGUGUUGGCGGGGGCCGGGUGGUCCCUCUGCUCCCGUGGUGUGAUCUGUGGGCUGGCGGCUCGGGAGGACGGCCUGUCCCGGGAGUAGCCACUGUGCAGGCCACAGCCUGGCAAGCCAUUGUGAGCAUCCGGGAGGAAUGUGUGCUGGUUGGCUGGGCUCUGUUUGGAUGACGAGGGCUUGGUGCCAGGACACCUCUGCACUUACUGUGAUCUCUUAUUUUUCUCCUUCACAAACCCUUUAUUUUUCUAAUAAAGCAAAGAACACGUUUUACGAGGCCCUUAGUUAGGCAAGCUGCUGCUUCCCUCCAUGUUAUGCCGUCUCUCCGUUUCACAGCUUGUCAGGUGAAGCCGCUCGUUCAUCACAUUGGAACGUUACAGCUCUUCUUCAGCACCUGCUCGCCGUCUUGAGAACAGUCCCCAUCCCGUCUGCACGGCCCUCCGUCCUGCCUGGGGCCCAGUUUGCUCUGUGUCAUUUCCACCUUAGAGGUUGUCACAUUCAGGACGCUUGCCUUGUCGCGCAGCUUCGAAAGUGGGGGCCGGUGCAGACUCGGGGCCCCAUUGGGUCAGACCCGCCACCCCACUCCUUGCCCUGUGCCCGUGUUUCCACAUCUAAGGAUGAAGAUCAGGUUGCUCACGAGGAUGGAGGGUCAGAUGGCAAGGCCUGGGCUGUGCUUCCUCCCCCAGCUCCGGGCUCGCCGGGGCCUGUGUGCACACCGAGAGGAGCGUGCACUGCGGCGGGGUCAGCUGGGCCUGUGUGCACACCGAGAGGAGCGUGCA